AUGUGUGGCAGCUACUACGGAAACUACUACGGGGGUCGUGGCUGUGGAUGCUGUGGCUACGGAGGCCUGGGCUAUGGUUAUGGAGGCCUAGGCUACGGUUACGGAGGUCUGGGCUGUGGUUAUGGGUCCUGCUAUGGCUGUGGCUUCCGUAGACUGGGCUGUGGCUAUGGCUGUGGCUAUGGCUAUGGCUCCCGUUCUCUGUGUGGAUGCGGCUAUGGCUGUGGUUCUGUCUAUGGCUCUGGCUUUGGCUACUACUAUUAA
This is a messenger RNA of Elephantulus edwardii (Cape elephant shrew), 261 nucleotides long. Its product is annotated as keratin-associated protein 6-1-like. NCBI's taxonomy places the organism in Eukaryota, Metazoa, Chordata, Mammalia, Macroscelidea, Macroscelididae. Bases 1 to 261 code for a protein of 86 amino acids. The transcript has a single exon. The record is from RefSeq and is a predicted model, not a curated record. Gene Ontology annotation, biological process: keratinization.